Molecule: messenger RNA, 2259 nt
Organism: Cyclocybe aegerita
Lineage: Eukaryota; Fungi; Basidiomycota; Agaricomycetes; Agaricales; Hemipholiotaceae
Source: the annotation of a GenBank genome assembly
AUGUCCCGCUUUAAGGCCGAACUCUACCCUCGCCAUGCUAGCUACGCCGACAGACUAUCGUUGCGUAUUUUGUGGGCGACUGCCUGUAUUGUUCGAUUUGGCACCAUCACCCGCGACUUGCCAUCUAUGUACUCAUUUGACCAGCCGAUUCGCAGUGGAUUGGGAAGCAUUCACCCUGCGGGAAUACAUAAGAAGUCAAAGCUGCAACUACUUUGGACUGAAACCUGCUUCAUGUCCACUCGACCAGGGAAGAAUGUUCGCCGACGUCCGCUCAAGUCUACAUAUUCAUCGGCCAAUCCUACGCCAACAGCGUCGACAUCGGGGCCCUCUAAUCAACCUCUUCCUGCACGAUCCCAAUCGAAUCCGACCGCCGCUUCCGCGAAUGCCCCUCCCCAGGAAGAUCUAGGAAGCACUCUCGAGGAUUUCUUCCAAUAUGCAAGCAUGCCCCACUUCCAAAUUGAUCGCCCACCGAGCCCCAGCAAACAGACUACUCACACCACUUCGAAGAGAACUCGGGAACCAAGGUUUUUCGAUAUGCAUCUGCACAAGUCACUGCGCCUGAAGAAAAUCGUUUUUCUGGAGAGGCUGCCGCAAGCCUUAGACGAACUCUGUGACACCAUGGCUACAUCUUCGUCGUAUGAGAUCAGCCGGAGUAUUCUCCCUCCUCCUGGUUUCGAAUUUGUCAACGAGGAGUCUCUAGUCAGGUACUAUCAGACGCAAAGAAGCCCUUUGUAUGCUGAGGUGGCAUCUCAGCUUGUGUUCGGCAUCGGUGGGGAAGGAGGAACUAUCUUCAAUUGGUACGAUACCCAGAAUAACGAGAACACAAAGCACAAUGAAGCGCUGGCUGACGGCUUCCUAUGUCUCGACAUUGGGGAGAGGAGGGAGAUAGCUGACAAACACAAGCGUUCCAUCGACUUGUUGUCUCAUCACGGACUCUCACAUCUAGCGAUCUGGGAGUUCAAAAAUCUUGCUUGCGGACCUGGUAUUAUGGCCCAGGUCCCCAACCUCGCUAGCGACUUCACCUGGACAGCCUGCCAAGAAAGAACGGACGACGACGAAACCUCGACUUGUUGCAGUGCGGCCUUGAUCAAUCACAGAACCAAUGGAAGACGGACAGUGACGGGAAGACCUCCCGGACCUGACGCCCAAAAUCAAUCGAUCCUAGAUAGAGCUAUCCAUCUUACAGAGCGGAAACGACACCACGACAGCAUGGAAGGUUCGGAAGCAAAGCGCGCGCGUUUGUCCGACGAGGAUGCUUCACCAAAGCGGGCAGCAGAAUUGGAGGAUGAAAUAGGGCUGCUCGAGGCUGUUCUGGAGGCCCGCCAGACGGCAGCUCGUGUACCCUCCGAAUUCACAACCAAGGAAGAACAAGACAAUUAUGGAAAAGCUCAUGACGUUCUGCAACAGGGAUGGACCGAGGCUGUGGUAGACGAUGUGACGUAUAUCGUGUUUUCCUCCGGAAAUGAAGAAUACAUCGGAUACCGACAACGAGAGUCUCAGACUUUGUAUCUGUCCGCCCUCAUCAUUCCAUCCCGGGCCACUCGUCCAGCCCACGGCAAGCUCCAUGUUGGCCUUUACAUCGCGGCCUUCCAAGACGCGCUUGAUCGUGCUCGCCAGAUGCAAAUCCUUGAGGAGGCUCAAUUGUCUCCUACAGCGUCAAGUCUAGUUCUCGACAAGGGCCCAUUGGUCAUUAAGAAAACCUCUGUUGAUCAAGAACUUGAUAAGGAACUUCUUCGUUUGUUGAAUGAAAUCUCCUCCAUCCCCCUCAGGCUUCAUAGCCACAACAUCUUUCCCAACUGUUUGAAUCCCAACACUUGGACACUUUCUCGUCACACUGAAGAUUCAGAUCAGGCCAGGACUGGCACUCAUCCCGAACUUUUCAUUGACCUCGAUCACAAAAUCAGCGACAAAGUUUUCGUUACUUUUCUCGGACGAUCCACCCCAGUUGAUAGCCCCCUGCAAGAAUAUUAUUCAAAGCAGUUCAUUCUCAAGGUCGCAUGUUUCAAGGCGGAUAUUGCAGCCCUUCAAGUGGAAUAUCAAAACUACGCGAAACUCUCCCAACACGACAUAACAUGCAUCCAGAAACCCCACGGCUUGUUUUCGUCGCAAAUCAGGCCAGGUAAAGUUGUCUGGCUUCUUCUGAUGGACAACGGAGGAAAAUCACUUGCUAUGCGCAAGAAUGGGAAGGCGAAGUUCAAUUCCCAUAUUGGUGCCCAUGAGUAUGUAGACGGUGGGGCCUCGUUGCCUGCAAUCAUCUAA